CUUACUCUAUAUUUAACAGCUGCAGUCUGUGCUGGGGGCAACUGCAACAGAGGGGAACCUUUGUAGCUUCCCAAAUUCACAGCUUGUGAGGGUGGGAGUGGGGGAAGCUUUCUGCAGGGAGAAGAGGGAUUUCUCUCCUUGCCGGUAUUUGAAAAGCAGGUUGCGUUAAAGAGAGACUGCAAUGCCAGCAUCCCAGCCACGGUCCAGGGCCAGAGACAGGAACAAUGUCCUCAACAGGGCUGAGUUCCUCUCCCUGAAUCAGCCCUUGAAGGGGAACCAGGAGAGCAGGAGCUCCAGCAGGAAGCAGAAUGGCCAGGCUGGGGCGGCUGGUGGCCAGGGCAGCAGCCCCAAGGAGCGGCGGCAGUCGCAGCAGCUGCCCGAGGAGGAUUGCAUGCAGCUCAACCCCUCCUUCAAGGGAAUCGCCUUCAACUCGCUGCUGGCCAUCGACAUCUGCAUGUCCAAGAGGCUGGGGGUGUGUGCCAGCAGAGCCUCCUCCUGGGGAGGCGCCCGCUCCAUGAUCAACCUGCUGGGGAUAACGGGGCACGGCAUCCCCUGGAUCGCGGGCACGCUCAUCUGCCUGGUGAAGAGCAGCACGCUGGCAGGCCAGGAGGUCCUCAUGAACCUGCUGCUAGCCCUGCUCCUGGAUAUCAUGAUUGUGGCGGGUCUGCAGAAGCUGGCCAAGAGGAAGGGCCCGUACGACAUCACCCCCGGCCUGUUGGACUACCUGACCAUGGACACGUACGCCUUUCCCGCCGGCCACGCCAGCAGGGUGGCCAUGCUCUCCAAGUUCUUCCUCAACCACCUGGUGCUGGCCAUCCCCCUGCGCAUCCUGCUGGUGCUCUGGGCCCUCUGCGUGGGCUUCUCGCGCGUCAUGAUCGGCCGGCACCACAUCACAGACGUGCUCUCGGGCUUCGCCUUCGGCUACCUGCAGUUCAGGCUGGUGGAGUUGAUAUGGAUGUCUUCCAACACGUGUCAGAUGUUGAUAUCCAUCUGGUGAACGUGGAGGACUUGGGAACUAGAAGAUACUUGGAGAGUCCCCCCGUCCCCCCCCAGUGUUUUCUACGUGUUGUUUGUUGGAAGCAGUUGUAACUUCCAUGAGUAGUGGUGUUUUUUAAUGUCGCUUCCCCACCUUAAAAAAAAAAAAGUUUCUUGCAAUGGAUUGGGUUUUAGCAAUCAAGGGCCAUACCUGUGUUUUGGCUAAAUUCUCAAGCUGUGUUUGGACAGCAGCCUAAUUAAGCUUUACAGGUGAGAGAAAUGAGCUACAUGUCUGCCUUCUUUAGGUGCUUCACCUUGAUAUGUCCUCAGGAUGGGCAGUGCCUGACAGCUUCCUGAGAACACGUUCGUGAACUUUUUAGAGGAUAAAUUAUUUUGGCCACAGUGCUUUUCUUUUUUUUUCUUUUUGUAAGCCCAGCAGUUGUGUCUUGU
This is a messenger RNA of Ficedula albicollis (Collared flycatcher), 1425 nucleotides long. It is a transcript of the gene PLPP7, whose product is annotated as phospholipid phosphatase 7 (inactive). Gene Ontology annotation, molecular function: sphingosine-1-phosphate phosphatase activity. The transcript is spliced from 2 exons. The record is from RefSeq and is a predicted model, not a curated record. The coding region runs from base 182 to 997 and encodes 271 amino acids. NCBI's taxonomy places the organism in Eukaryota, Metazoa, Chordata, Aves, Passeriformes, Muscicapidae. Gene Ontology annotation, cellular component: nuclear envelope.